AGGUGUGGAGAAACCGAGGGGAGAGAACCCGAGUGUGUGUAUGCGUGUGCGUGUGUGAGCGCGAGCGAGCGAGCGAGGGAGAGGAGCGAGAGUGCGAGCGAGAAAGAAUAAAAGGAAAGAAGAUUUUCUCUAUGUAUAUAAAGAUGGCCACGUUAGCAAACGGACAGGCUGACAACGCGAGCCUCAGUACCAACGGGCUCGGCAGCAGCCCGGGCAGCGCCGGGCACAUGAACGGAUUAAGCCACAGCCCGGGGAACCCGUCGACCAUUCCCAUGAAGGACCACGAUGCCAUCAAGCUGUUCAUUGGGCAGAUCCCCCGCAACCUGGAUGAGAAGGACCUCAAGCCCCUCUUUGAGGAGUUCGGCAAAAUCUACGAGCUUACGGUUCUGAAGGACAGGUUCACAGGCAUGCACAAAGGCUGCGCUUUCCUCACCUACUGCGAGCGUGAGUCAGCGCUGAAGGCCCAGAGCGCGCUGCACGAGCAGAAGACCCUGCCCGGGAUGAACCGGCCAAUCCAGGUGAAGCCUGCGGACAGCGAGAGCCGAGGAGAAGAUAGAAAACUCUUCGUGGGCAUGCUCAACAAGCAACAGUCCGAGGACGACGUGCGCCGCCUCUUCGAGGCCUUCGGGAACAUCGAGGAGUGCACCAUCCUGCGCGGGCCCGACGGCAACAGCAAGGGGUGCGCCUUUGUGAAGUACUCCUCCCAUGCCGAGGCGCAGGCGGCCAUCAACGCUCUGCACGGCAGCCAGACCAUGCCGGGAGCCUCAUCCAGUCUGGUGGUCAAGUUCGCCGACACGGACAAGGAGCGCACGAUGCGGCGAAUGCAGCAGAUGGCUGGCCAGAUGGGCAUGUUCAACCCCAUGGCCAUCCCGUUCGGGGCCUACGGCGCCUACGCUCAGGCACUGAUGCAGCAGCAAGCGGCCCUCAUGGCGUCAGUCGCACAGGGCGGCUACCUGAACCCCAUGGCUGCCUUCGCUGCUGCCCAGAUGCAGCAGAUGGCGGCCCUCAACAUGAACGGCCUGGCGGCCGCACCUAUGACCCCAACCUCAGGUGGCAGCACCCCUCCAGGCAUCCCUGCACCAGCCGUGCCUAGCAUCCCGUCCCCCAUUGGGGUGAAUGGCUUCACCGGCCUCCCCCCACAGGCCAACGGGCAACCUGCUGCGGAAGCUGUGUUCGCCAAUGGCAUCCACCCCUACCCAGCGCAGAGCCCCACCGCCGCGGACCCCCUGCAGCAGGCCUACGCUGGAGUGCAGCAGUAUGCAGGUCCAGCCGCCUACCCUGCUGCCUACGGUCAGAUAAGCCAGGCCUUCCCUCAGCCGCCUCCAAUGAUCCCCCAGCAACAGAGAGAAGGGCCUGAGGGCUGUAACCUGUUCAUCUACCAUCUGCCCCAGGAGUUUGGGGACGCUGAGCUGAUGCAGAUGUUCCUCCCUUUCGGCCGGCACCCCGUGCCCUCCCGCUGCCAGGUCCCCUCCUGUCAGGGAGGACAGUGUCCAAUAAACUCCUCCACCCGCAGGCUUCGUGAGCUUCGACAACCCGGCCAGCGCGCAGACCGCCAUCCAGGCCAUGAACGGCUUCCAGAUCGGCAUGAAGAGGCUCAAGGUGCAGCUGAAGCGGCCCAAAGACGCCAAUCGCCCGUACUGAGCGCCGGCGGGAGCGUCCCCCGGGGGAGACCAGGACUCGCACAGGGCAGGAUGCUGAACGGGCUACAUUAAAAAACAAACCUCUCUCUAUAUAUAUUUAUAAAUGAGAACUGUUGGAUGACACCUUUGACAUAUCAGCCAAUAUCAAUCAAGCUGAAGACUCCAGACACUGUCUGAGUGACUGUAACAUUUCUUCAAGGAAAGUAUAGCGUCUAUGGAGUUCAGAGGGCACGUGUUUGGGGGGAACAAUAUAUAUGACAUAAAGAAGAAGAUGAUGAAGAAAAAUGAGAAAAAAAAACACAAAAAAAGGCAACUUUAAAACAAAAUGAGACCAGACGGGGAGGCUGCAGGGCUGGGAACUGGGAGGAGACGCUGCUGCUUACCGAUCCCGGGGCUUUUGCAGCCCAGGGCGCCUGAGGAAGGCUGGGGCAAGCGGUGCAGUGGGGCCUGGUCCCCAGGGGGCGGCUGGGAGGCCGCCACUGAGCAUCUCUAUCUGUCAUUCCUUUAGCUAUUUAGGGACCAAAGGACCAAACUUUUUAUUGCAGAUGUGUAGCUCUAUGUCAAAUAGGGGGAUGGAGGACAGCCUCCUUCCUGCCUCCUGGCUGUUCCUGAAACAGCUUAGAGCGAUUCUAUGAAAAAAAUGUAAUAAAAAAAAAUUAAAAAAAAAAAAACAAAAAAAAAAGGAAAAAUAAUGCUUCAAUGCUUUUAAAACAGCAAGAUAAUAGUUCUUUGAUACUUUGAGAGGCGCUUUGAUUACCCUCAUUCAAGUCUAUGACACUUUCCUAUGGUUUUCUGUAUUAUAUGUCUGGAUGGAGCUGUUAAGACGAACAAAUUGGUGGAUAUUUGGGGAAAGCAACAAAAGUAUUAAAAUUCAUUAACCGUGAAGUGUGAGAAAACAAGGAGGGGAACAAAGGGACUUGUAAGGCAAGGUCAUUGUUGUGAAAGUCUGUAAAUGCUUCUAACUCUUCCCCCCUCUUAAAAUCAUAAUAGUUGUACAGAAUUUUAAAAAGGAAAAGUUUAAAAUACCUAUAUCAUAGAAGAAAAAUUAGAGGAAAGCAAAAAAUAAAAAAAAUAAAAAUAAAAAAAGGAAAAAAAAAAACCUAUAGAAGUUAGCGUUACUGCUAAAAAUCCCAGAUGUUGUAGGACUGUACUUUUGUAGAGUUUAGACUGAGCAUCAAUCCCUUCUCCCCGCGAGUGCUGUCGGACGCCGUUGUCCCCGAGGGCCAGGCCGGACUCGCCGCAGACCUGCGGGCUCCUGGCUGCCAUCGCCGGUGGAGGCCGCACCAUCGGCCGGGACGGCCGCCUCGCCCGCCGCCGCCGCCCUCGCCUCCGCUUCGCUCCGGGAGCUGCGCGCUCGCCCGCUGCCCGCAAGCCCUGACACCUUCCGCUUCACUCGCCUUCCAUGCUUGCUCCAGAGACUUUCCGGGCAAGGGAGAACUGGGAACUUUCAUCUUAAAACAACUAGACCACACACACACACACA
This is a messenger RNA of Lemur catta (Ring-tailed lemur), 3123 nucleotides long. It is a transcript of the gene CELF4, whose product is annotated as CUGBP Elav-like family member 4. Gene Ontology annotation, biological process: regulation of alternative mRNA splicing, via spliceosome; mRNA splice site recognition. Bases 132 to 1712 code for a protein of 526 amino acids. The record is from RefSeq and is a predicted model, not a curated record. The transcript has 14 exons. Gene Ontology annotation, molecular function: mRNA binding. Gene Ontology annotation, cellular component: cytoplasm; nucleus; ribonucleoprotein complex. NCBI's taxonomy places the organism in Eukaryota, Metazoa, Chordata, Mammalia, Primates, Lemuridae.